This is a messenger RNA of Physella acuta, 6525 nucleotides long. RefSeq names its product nonsense-mediated mRNA decay factor SMG7. Gene Ontology annotation, cellular component: telomerase holoenzyme complex. The record is from RefSeq and is a predicted model, not a curated record. Gene Ontology annotation, molecular function: telomeric repeat DNA binding; telomerase RNA binding; protein binding. NCBI's taxonomy places the organism in Eukaryota, Metazoa, Mollusca, Gastropoda, Physidae. Gene Ontology annotation, biological process: nuclear-transcribed mRNA catabolic process, nonsense-mediated decay.
CGGAAGUGACGGAAAGAAGCACGGAAGACCAAUAUCGAUAACUGAAAAUGAAACAAACAAAAUUUACUUUGAUUUUUUAUUUGUAGAUUUAUGCUCAACUAAAGUUCAUGGCAGAUUUGUUUUUAAAUAUCUGAGUCUGUCAGACUGCAAACAUGAGUUCAGCUGCAGCUCAGAUAAUGAGACAAGCAGAUGCUGUUAAAAAUACAAUGACAGAGUCAGGAAAAGCAUUUGCCGACCUAUGGGUGACUAGGCAAAAGCUGGAGGAUCUUUACAAAAAGAUGUUACUGUUGGACUUGGAGUAUGCUUUGGAUAAGAAAGUGGAACAAGAAUUAUGGAACCAUGCUUUCAAGAACCAAAUAAACACACUUCAGACACAGGCUAAAGAUCGUCAGAAUCCCAAGAAAGUAGAAGCACAAGCUAGUCUUAAUUUGUUUUUGGAAACAGCAAGUGGUUUUUAUUUACAGUUCUUACAAAUGAUAUGCUCGACUUUUAAACUUGACCUGCCAUUCAGACGCAAAUCUGCUGCUUUUGGAAUUAUGAGAGAGAACACUAUGAACUACAAGAGUAUUGUCACCCCAAAGAAGAGCUCCUGUCUUUAUAUUUGCUGCCACUGCCUAGUCCACUUGGGAGAUAUCGCUAGAUACCGCCAGCAGACAGAACAGGCUCAAACGUACUACAGACAUGCUGCCAACCUUUCACCAAAUAAUGGUCAACCCUACAACCAGCUGGCCAUACUGGAGGCAUCUAGGGGAGACAAGCUGUCAACAGUAUUCUACUACAUCCGCAGUCUGGCAGUCAGGCACCCGUUUCCUGUUGCUGCCACCAACCUGGAGAAAUUUUACUCCAAACUGAUCAAGGACACGCGGUCAGAUUUUGAUGGACUUAACCUGACUAUGAGUGAGCUGAUCACAGCGUUCAUGCAUUUCCAAGCUCUGUUGCACAUGUCUACUGAUUUAGAAAGAGCCUCCAACCUGAAGAUGAAGAUUGUGUCUGGCCUGGGCAGCCACAUCAGGUCUCAGACAGUCUCCGCGGCCCACCUGACUGGCAUUGUGGCCAUCUCCAUCUUCGCCCUGCACAGGGCCAGGUGCGACAGCAAUGAUGCUGGCGACGCUGUCAGGAAAACUGUCCUGUCAUCAGAGGAGGAGAAGAUAAUCCAGAUACACCUGAGUUUUGCUGCCAAACUGCUGGAGACUAUGCUCCAACACACUCCCAAAGAGGACAACAAAGCCAGAGACUUUCCAACACUCUCAGCCAUCAAAGUCCUGUUUGACUGGUUCUACCUCAACAAAGACAUUUUUCAUGGAAAAGAUUUUAAUAACACCAGUAUCUGGUCCGAUUUGUGUAAACUGCUGAAUACACUGCAAUGGUUGUUGAAUGAUUCCAACAAAGCUUCUGAACUCAGGAAAUUUGAGGACACUCCCCUACCUGAGGACACAGAUCUGAGAUGUUUUCAACCACUGGAGCCCACCUACAGUGCAUACAACUUCAACAAAGCAAUGAAUGAGGACCUAAGCUCUGCAUGUGAGAGAGACCUGCGCUGCCAGAGACUGAUAUCACAUGGGAAAUGGGUGGCUCAAGAUCUGCCCAAGCUUAAGCUGAUUGUCUACCAGCCGGCCAAGUCCAUACGAACACAGUUUUCCACACAAAAAGUCUACCAUAUGACAGAAAGCCAACCAACACCUGUGCAGAAGCCAUCACAGCGACAAAAUGUUGCCAUGCAGACAAUAAUGAAGAAACAGAUGCAGAAGAGGAUGGAGCAGGAGAAGAGUUCAUCCAGUACAAGCCCACUAUCAGUGAUCUCUGAAGAGGGCAGGUUUGUGCCGCCAGCUGAGAAUGGAACAGACCCAGGCUUGAGCCAGAAGACAGGGGGAAGACAGGCAGGGGUCAUUACCCUGCACCACAAGAGUGGAGGAACUCAGAAAAAUUUACCACCAAGAUUAUCUGCCAAAGUUUCCAACACCCAAAACUCAACUCUAAGCCCUCGUCUUCAAAAGAAACAAAGCACACCAAACCACAGCUCAAGUCGCAGCAUCCCAGCUGUCAGUCGUUCAAACACACAGGAAGGGGUGGAGGGUAACAAGGAAGAUGUCCAAGAAAGCACUGGGUAUUCAAGUCAGGAAGUGUAUCCAAGUCUGAGUAUGGAUAACUAUCCAGUUCUGACCAGUGCCAGGUCCAACGCCUCCCUAAUUCCCUCGGAUAAUAACCAGCAGAGUAAUAAAAAUUUCCUCUCAAGCACAAGUUGGGGAGUCCUGAAUUUGGGACGUGAUAGCGGUGGGGGGAUGGGAUCAGCCGGUUCACCUUUAGGGAUGGGAUCAUCCGGUUCUCCAUUAGGAAUGGGGAGCAAACCGUCUUCUGUGGAUAACAUGUCCGGUUCACCGCGGUCUCCCCAAGCCUCUCCAGGCGUUGGCUCACCAUACUCCAAUCACGAUCAGGGCAUGAGGUCAUCAAUGGAGCUGCCAAUGAUGGGUGGGGAAGCCAUGGACAACCAGGGUAGGCUGAAUUUCUCAAGCUCAAAGCUCAAUGCAGAUUUCCUGUCUGCCAUCAUGUCAGCCAGUCAGAUGGUACAACAACAACAGCAGCAACAGCAACAGUACCACCACCAGCAACAACACCCGAGCAUGCGACAAAGUGGUGAGCAGUUCCAGCGACCGCCCUUUGGUCAAGGGCACCUCAACCCCAUGCUGAACCAACCCCCAGCCCAGAGCAACAACUACUACCAGCCCCAGAACCCCAUGCAGAACAUGUUCCAGCAGCCCCCUCUCAACCAAGGUACCACAGGGUCUAACCUCCCCGGGCAGAACUCAGCCAUCUUGAACCAGGCCCAGAGUUCCAGAGGUAUGAACAUGUUAGGGAACCAAUCUAUGAAAAUGCAGACGCCGCUAAGUAGCAUGAACAUGCCGCCACCACAAAGAGGAAUGGCACAAGGGCCACAGUCCAUGAUGCUGGACUCUAGGGCCCAGACAACAUCUACGGCCUCACCUGCCAGGGGUUACCAGGCUUCUAGAAUGGAUUCCUCACAAUCUUUCAUGGGCAAUCAAGCAGCCUCACCAGCUCCUGUUGGGUUCAUCCCCCCCUCAGCUGUUGUAGCCCAGACCAAAGGUCAAGCGCCCAGCUUGAAUGGCCCAAGUUACCCUUCUUCCAUGAUGUCUGGUGGCUCGGUGGGCACAGGAAGAUCAGGCAACAAUGUGUCUCAGUCUCUGUCUGGCAUGGGUGGAGCUCCAUUCAUGGGGGGCCAGCACCUCCACCACCACCCCCAGCAGGUGUCCGCCAUGAAGUCCCAGUCCUCGGGUCUGCUGUAUCAGAACAUCCCACUACCAGGCAGCGCCACUGGUGGCAGCAGCGCUGGCUCAGGUGGGCCCAGUUCCAACAUGUCUGGGAUGGUCAUGCCUGGUCAGGCCCAGGGUCAGUUAGUUUCAGGUCAGCCCAUGUCUCACAUACAGCACUCAGCCUACAACAACAGUGGACAGGCCAGCAACAGCCUCCUCCAGGAUUCCAGACUUUCAGCCAGCUUCCAAGGCCAUGCUGCGGGUACACCCAAACCAGAGAAACAAAAUAUUCCUACACAGUUUAUCCCACAACAACAGCAGCAGGUCCACAAGCAAGGCCCUGGCACCCAGCAGGCCAUGAUCCGCGCUGUCAUGGACCCCCCCUUCCUCCAGGCUAGCGGGGAGUACACCCUGUUCAGCAACAACAACUCCCCUGCCUGGCCCACCUCGCUGGUCAAGAACACCAACCAGAUGCUCAAGGCUGCGUCCAGUAAAGGUCAUGGUCCCAAUGCACAGAUGGCAUCAGCACAGAUGAUGGCAGGUCAAGGUCACCAAGAUCCAGGCACCAAUAUGCAGGGCUUGUGGUCCAGUACCGGCCCCUCCCCCCUGGAGCGACUCCUGGAGCAGCAGAGAAACCAGAGACAGGCAGACGGCUGAGACACGACUCCCUGGCAUUUGUUCACAGAUCAUGGACCUGUUUGGUCAAACCCAAGUGUGGCUUGUUUUUCCAUACACAAAACGUGUCAAGGGUUACUUCCCUUACGUCCUCAUCAGCUAUUGAGGGCUGUUUCCCUUUAGAUUCAGGAAGAGAUUGCCUGUACUCGUGGUGACGAGGAUUUUUUACCAGUAUUGUAGAGUUUUUUCUGUGCUAGCUUGCCCCGGUUGUCAUUAAUUUAUUUAUAAUGCCCCCACCGCGGUGAGAGGCAGCGGAUUCGGUCGAGUGCUUGACGAGAUUUAUCUCUAAUCAGGGCAGGGGGUGCACAGCAGGUUGACCAUCGGGCACUUUGACGCAGUACGACUAUAUCUUUACCUAGUACGUAGACAAGACCUUACCUGUAGCUUGUGUUGUAGAGAUGUGUAACCAGAAUGAUCUAGACACCUAAGCUAUGCUUCUGUGACCACAGAGUCAUUUUAUUUUUUCUUACAAAAAAAAAAAGGUGUUUAAUGAACUCAAGACGUUUUUUUUUUAAAAAUUUAUUGUAAUAAUGUCCAGUGAAAAAAUUAAUUUUUUUCGCUUUGUUUUUUUUUUGUUUUGUUUCUGAUUGAUGGGUUGUUUUUGUUUUAUAUACAUACUAUACCAGGAGUUGCUUUCUUUUAUCUACUUCAAAGCAGCUCUCUCCCCCCCCCCCCCCCCCCCAUUCCUAUGUUAAUGGUUUACAGAAGUUUGCUUUAGUUUAUUGCAAUCUUUAUCAGCCUGUUAAGUUGAAGACUUGAAAUUGGUUUCUAAAAAUAGUCCAAGUUUAGUGGGAUGUUUACAUUUUGCAAGCUGUUUAUUUAUUUAAAAAUUAAUUCUAUUUUUUUAGGGACAGGUGAAUUUUAAAUAUUAUUUUGGAAUAUGUGUGCUAAUAUUUUAAAAUAAGUUUGGGAAUCAAAUCUUGAAUGAAUAAUAUAAAUCAAAUGUUGUCAUUCUAAGCUGAGGUUAUAAACUAGUUGUGAGAAAUAAAAUGUUUUAGCCUGUUAACGUCAGUUUUGUUUCCUCAAGCCAUCUGUCUUAUAUUUGUAAAAGUUUUUUUUUAUAGUAGAUGUGAACACUAUGCAAAUUGUAACCAGGUAGGAUUCUUCUGAUUUGGUUUUAAGCUGGACAUGAGAAUUGUAAAGUUGUGUUUUGAUGUAGUAGCAGCAGUUUCGAAACAUCAGGACUGUAAAACUUGGAAUGUUUUUUUUUAUAGGAAAUAAUGUAAAAUGGCUUCUUGUUAAAAAGCUACACAUCUUUUUUUUUAAUGUUCACAUUGUCAUUCAAAUGGUGUAUGUGGUGCUGGGGGGGGGGGGGUGUGAUUAAUUUUGGGGUAAUACAUGCUUCCCAGAUAGACUAAACUGUGACAAUUUACUGUAGUGACGACCAAUAACAUGAAAGGGUGAAAAAAUAUUUUAGCGUCCUGAAUUUUAAAAAAAAUUUGGUGAUGAAUUGCAUUAACCACAUGUCAGUAUGUUAUCGCCAUGGCAACCGUUGUUUACUCAUGGAGGGUAGGCUGUGUUUAUGUGUACAUAGUGGAUGUGAUGGAGUGGUUACCUUUCUCUAGAUUGGGUUCUGGUAGUGUCAAAACUUUGGUAGCUAUGUGACUGCUCAUGAUAUGGUUUCAAAAUUUUUUAAAAUUUGGUCAUUUAUUAGAACAUUACAUCUGAUGCUCUCAGCCAUUGUUAUGUGAAUAUUUUUUCCAAGUUUCUGUAGGCUGGCCAUUAUAAUUCAAGUAACUAAAAUUUAAAGUUUGGUGAUUAAAAUUCUGCCAACUAAACGUCAGUACUAAACUAAAAAGUCUUACAUUUAAAAUUCUGUUAAAUAAGAUUUAAAGUUUGGUGAAGAAAAUAUUUUGCUAACUUUUACUAAAAUUACGACAAUUAAAAGUCUGGUAACUGAAAUUUUGAAUUUGGUUAUUAAAAUAACAAAUUUUGAAAUUUAAAUUCUUAUAACUAAGUCUGUAAACUAAAAUUAAAAGCCUUGUAAUUAAAAUUAAAUGUUUGGUAAUUAGCAGCUUGGUAAUUAAAAUAAAAAGUCUGGUGGUUAAAAUUCUAAUCAUUCAAAGUCUUGUAAUUAAAAUUAAAUGUUUGGUAAUUAUGUAAUAAACAGUGUGGUAACUAUAUUAAAAAAGACUGGUUGAUAAAUUCUAAUAAUUUAAAGUCUUCUAACCAAAAACAGUGUUAUUAAAAUUAAAAGUUUGGCGAUUAAGGGUCUAGUAUUGUAAGGGUUACACCAUAUCACAGUCAACAUUGAAGGACUGGUGCUUUGAGAGUUAGGGUUCUUGCCUUGGGCAAGUUGACAGUAUUUAAAUUAUUUAUUCAAGUAGAUCUCUGCAGUGAGCAGAGUGUAUUGACCUAAGGUCAUCAUGACCUUUUGACUAGAGGUUACCGUGACCCAGGUUUUUUUUUUACCUGACAUUAGAGCCAGAUGUUUUGUUAGGUGUGAGGAGAUUACUUUGUGUUGGGACCAGGUUGUGUUAUGUGUAUUUACAGCAAGGUGCGUGUGUUUGUGUGUGCUGAUGUUGGUUCAGGCUAAUUAAAGAAAAUAUUUUUUCUCCCCUGAUAGACCUGCAAUAAAUUAUAG